AUGGUGGUACCUACGUUGCCAAACUCCAACAUUUCGAUUUUCAGUACUGAGUUUCUAGAAUACAACAAAAGUCGAGAAGCACAUCUUCGAUCUCUUCGCCGUGAAAUAAGCAAUGCUGAUACGGAAAAGGAUGCCUUGCAGCAGACCAUCGCAAAGAUGCAGAAGAAUAAUGUAGCUCUCGAAUCGCAAAUUGCUCAUGAUAAAAAGACGGGUAAAGAAGCCGAUCACGUCAUGGAAUGUUGGAUGCGAGUAUUGCGAGGUGCUAUGAGUGAGACCAUGAAAGAGUACAACCUGUAUACUCCUGAAGAUACAGUGCCAUUCCUGACGAAACUUGGCUGA
Messenger RNA from Cooperia oncophora, 339 nucleotides. Lineage: Eukaryota; Metazoa; Nematoda; Chromadorea; Rhabditida; Trichostrongylidae. The record is from the annotation of a GenBank genome assembly.